AGCAACCAGCAGCACUGAGCACCAACACCCAGAGCUACCAUGGCCUACUGCCAGCAGGAAGGGAAGGAUCAAAUCAUAUUUGUGACCAAAGAAGACCACGAAAGUCCCAGCAACGCAGAGCUGGUGGUCGACGACCCCAAUGAUCCCUAUGAGGAGUACCGCUUGACACUGCCAAGUGGAGAAAUUAACUGGAAUUGCCCGUGCUUUGGGGGGAUGGCCAGCGGUCCUUGUGGAGAAUCCUUCAAAUCUGCCUUCGCCUGCUUCCAUUACAGCACGGACGAAAUCAAGGGGUCAGAUUGCGUAGAGCAGUUCCAAGCCAUGCGGGAGUGCGUGCAGACAUAUCCAGCCGUCUAUCCCCAAGAGGAGAAUGAGGAAGAAGAGGAGCCAGCACAAUCGGUGGAGGAAGCAAUUGGCACUGAGGCCUCUGCUGCCACCAAGCAGUAGCCAAGUAUCUAGAAGUCCCAGUCCCCAGCUGCCGCCGCCCUUUUGCUUAAGCCUCAGGACUUUCUGCACAAUAACCGCCUUCCGAUAGCCCUCCACGAAAGCACCUUUCCCUCUGCUGUUCUACGCUCUGUCCUAUAGACAAUAACUUACCUUGAUGAUCAGGGGUCUUGGCGGCUUGCCAUAUACCCUGAAGAAAAGCGGUGUGUGUGGUGUGCGCCUGCACCCUACAUAAACCUACCCCCAGCACACUAGGUCGCUGCUCAACUGUCCUCUCGAGUGCCCUGGACUUUGCUGCCUUGAAAAAAAAAACG
Microtus oregoni (creeping vole) is the source of this 755-nucleotide messenger RNA. RefSeq names its product mitochondrial intermembrane space import and assembly protein 40-like. Gene Ontology annotation, cellular component: mitochondrial intermembrane space. The record is from RefSeq and is a predicted model, not a curated record. The coding region runs from base 40 to 444 and encodes 134 amino acids. The transcript is spliced from 2 exons. Gene Ontology annotation, molecular function: protein-disulfide reductase activity. Gene Ontology annotation, biological process: protein import into mitochondrial intermembrane space. Lineage: Eukaryota; Metazoa; Chordata; Mammalia; Rodentia; Cricetidae.